AUGACGACCAUGGUUAGUCUACACACACAGGAUCUCCGUGUUGGAAACAAGUAUCGUAUUGGUCGAAAGAUCGGAAGUGGCAGUUUCGGUGAUAUCUACCUUGGAACAAACAUCAUCUCUGGCGAGGAAAUUGCCAUCAAGCUUGAGUCCGUCAAGGCCAAGCACCCACAGCUCGAAUAUGAAGCCCGUGUCUACAAGUCUCUUGCCGGUGGAGUUGGCAUCCCUUUCGUUCGCUGGUUCGGAACCGAGUGUGACUACAAUGCCAUGGUCAUCGACCUCCUUGGACCUAGUUUGGAGGAUCUAUUCAACUUCUGCAACCGCAAGUUCUCUCUGAAGACCGUUCUCCUGCUGGCUGACCAGCUCAUCUCCCGUAUCGAGUACAUCCACGCAAAGUCGUUCAUCCACCGUGAUAUCAAGCCUGACAACUUCCUUAUGGGCAUUGGAAAGCGUGGCAACCAGGUCAAUGUUAUCGAUUUCGGUCUGGCCAAGAAGUACCGUGACCCCAAGACUCACUUCCACAUCCCAUACCGUGAGAACAAGAACUUGACUGGCACUGCCCGUUAUGCCAGUAUCAACACCCACUUGGGUGUGGAACAAUCCCGUCGUGAUGACAUGGAAUCCCUUGGAUACGUCAUGCUCUACUUCUGCCGUGGCUCCCUCCCCUGGCAGGGACUCAAGGCCGCCACCAAGAAGCAAAAGUACGACCGUAUCAUGGAGAAGAAGAUGACCACCCCCACUGAGGUUCUCUGCCGUGGAUUCCCCAACGAGUUUGCCGUUUACCUGAACUAUACCCGCUCGCUCCGCUUCGAUGACAAGCCAGACUACUCCUACCUCCGCAAGAUCUUCCGUGACCUCUUUGUCCGUGAGUCGUUCCAGUACGACUACGUCUUUGACUGGACCGUCUACAAGUACCAGAAGAAUGCCCAAGCCAUUGCCCAGGCCACUGGAAACGCCGGUAACGGCCAGGACGAGGACGAACGCCCACGCCGUAUUGCCAACGCUAAUGUUGCUUCUGGAAACCCGGCCAUCCAAAACAAGCCCACCGCCAUGGCCCCUCGCCGCAAGGUGAUGGAGCGUGGAGCUUACGAAAACCCAGAUGCGAACCGUGCAAUUGGCGGCAGCGACAGGAUGCUUCGUUCCGCUUCUAAAGGUGGUGCUAAUCUUAUGGGUAUCGGUGGUUACCAUUCGUCCCCUUACCACCGUUCAUCGAAGCGGGAUGAUGGUAACAAUGGUGCUCAGUGGUAA
Messenger RNA from Nannizzia gypsea CBS 118893, 1245 nucleotides. RefSeq names its product CK1/CK1/CK1-D protein kinase. Gene Ontology annotation, biological process: peptidyl-serine phosphorylation; signal transduction; endocytosis. Gene Ontology annotation, molecular function: protein serine/threonine kinase activity; ATP binding. Bases 1 to 1245 code for a protein of 414 amino acids. The record is from RefSeq and is a predicted model, not a curated record. The transcript has 4 exons. Gene Ontology annotation, cellular component: cytoplasm; nucleus. Lineage: Eukaryota; Fungi; Ascomycota; Eurotiomycetes; Onygenales; Arthrodermataceae.